UCCUCUACUCUACUCUCCCUCCACUCUGCUCUGCUCUCUCUGCUCUCUCUGCCUGCAUUCAUAUAAACGGAUAUGAUGAUAAAGCAGCAGCAGCGCUGAACGCUGAACCGGAGCAGCGACACACAGUCAGCUCUCUGACCAUGGCGGAAGAGGACGACGCGACGACGAUUCGGAUUUUACAGAGCCUGCGGGGGAAAAUAUGUGAAGCUAAGAACCUAGGACCAGUCUCGGGUCCAAAUCGACAAAGGGAUCUCUGCACGUUCUGCACCAUCAGUCUGGAUCAGGAGGAAGUGUUCCGCACCAAGGUGUUUGACAAAAGCGUCAGCCCUUUCUACGGAGAGGACUUCUACUUCGAGAUCCCACGUCCAUUUCAGUGUUUAUCCUUCUAUGUUUAUGCCAAGAGCGUUUUCCAAAGGGACCUACCUGUUGGCAAGGUGUCAAUCCGGAAGGAUGACCUGUGUAAAUACAGUGGGAAGGAGCACUGGUUUAGCCUUCAUCCAGUAGAUCCCAACUCAGAAGUCCAGGGUAAGGUUCACCUGGAGAUGCGAUUGAAUGAAGUGAUCACAGAGAACGGCUCAGUAGGUCAACACUUGGUAGUCCGGAUAAUCGAGUGCCAGGGGCUGCCUCUGAUCAGUGGGCAGAACUGUGACCCCUACGCCACCGUGUCACUCGUUGGACCUGCCAGGUCUGACCAGAAGAAAACAAAGGUGAAGAAGAAAACCAGCAACCCUCAUUUUGAAGAGACCUUCUUCUUUGAGGUCACACGGUCCAGCAGCUACUCUAAAAAGUCCCAUUUCCAAGUGGAGGAGGAGGACAUUGAAAAACUUGAGAUCAAAGUUGAUUUGUGGAACAAUGAGAAUCUGGCUCAAGAUGUGUUUCUGGGGGAGACGCGGGUUCCUGUCAAGAUCCUGCGAAGUGACCACAUCCACAAAGCCUGGUAUCUCCUCCAGCCCAAAGGGAACGGCAGCAAGUCCAAGUCUGAUGAUUUGGGAUCGUUGCGUUUGAAGCUGACCUACAUAGAAGACACGGUGCUGCCAUCUGCCUGCUACACACCACUCUGCAACCUGCUGCUCAAAUCCCCAGAUGUGAAGCCCAUCUCGGCGUCAGCAGCACACAUCUUGGGGGACAUCUGCAGAGAGCGAUACGAGGCCGUUCUGCCCACGGUUCGACUGCUGCUCCACCACAAUCGCUUUGUGCCUUUUGUCUCAGCUGUGGCAGCACUAGAGCUGGACAAUACUCAGGAGGCUAACACUAUAUUCCGUGGCAACUCACUGUCAACGCGCUGCAUCGAUGACAUGAUGAAGAUUGUGGGAAAGAACUACCUGGCAGUUACCCUGAAGCCUGUAAUAGACGAGAUUUGUGAAUCCAACAAAACAUGUGAGAUAGACCCCGUUAAACUAAAGGAAGGAGACAACGUGGAGGUCAACAAGGAGAACCUGCAGGGUUAUGUUCAGAAAGUCUUUUCCUCCAUCACCCAGUCGAGUUCCAGCUGUCCCCCCCUCAUGUGUGAUGUCUUCAGGUCACUGAGGAACUUGGCCUGCAAACGCUUCCCAGCCGAUCCACAUGUUCAGUACUCGGCCGUCAGCAGCUUUGUUUUCCUGCGGUUCUUCGCCGUCGCUGUUCUUUCCCCACACUCCUUCCAGCUCCGUUCCCACCAUCCUGAUCCUGAGAUUUCCCGCACGCUCACACUCAUCUCAAAAACCAUCCAGACACUCGGCAGCUGGGGGAGUUUGUCGAAAAAACUGUCUAGUUUCAAAGAAACCUACAUGUACGACUUCUUCAAAUCAUUCCAAGAAGACAAGUAUAUCGAAAAAGUUAAAAAGUUUCUAGAUGAGAUCUCGUCUAACGUCAGUAAGGGGUCCAGCGGGCUGGAGGACGCAGUGGUUCUCAAGGAGGGGGAAGUACAGAAACGUGCCCAGGGGAGGAAACGCCUCGGCAAGAAAAACUUUAAGAAGAGGUGGCUCAGAGUGACCAACAGGGAGCUCUCCUACCACAAACAGAAAGGGAAAGAGGCCCUCUGCAUCAUCAAUGUCAAAGAUAUCCAGGCGGUGGAGAAACUGGAUGAAAGUGCCUUUAACCGCAAAAAUAUGUUUCAGGUGGUCCACUCUGAGAAGCCUCUGUAUGUGCAAGCAGGAAACUGUGUGGAGGCCAGUGAGUGGUUGGAGGUCCUGGGCCCGGUCAGUCGCUGCAACGAGGGACGCCUCUCCACCUUCCACCCGUCGAACUACACCGGUGGAGCCUGGCAGUGCUGCAAGAACCAGAGCAGCAACGCAGCGGGCUGUAAGCCCUGCACAACCACCGUGCUGGCCAACCUGCAGCUGGACAUCGACUGUGACCGGGAAACAGAGAGAAUCUUCUCCCUCCUCUCCUCCAACGACACCAAGCUCCAGAACAUGGAGGAUGCGUGCGCCAGUUUGGCGGUGUACCAGGGCCCUCAGCGGGAGCAGGAGGACUACUCCAAGUUCACCAUUCAGGAACCCAAAGAGACCUUUCAGACACUCAAACAGCUCCGAAACAUCAUGGAGGAACUUAAGAGGCAGCACAACAUCAGGAAUGACACCACAGCGCAGUACGGCAGCCUGGACAACCCCAUAGUAGGGAAAACCUCUUAACCCGGGUGGGAAGGUGUGGCCUGAAGCAGCCAUACCAGCAGGUGUCAGUCCACCACGCAGAGCCUAAAGGAGCCCCUGGAGUUGUCCCAGCGAGAACCCCCAGAGAAGAGCAAACGAUACACCCCGACCUCCAGACACGAGUCCACUACAGCAGAGACCACCUAAGAAGGGGAACCAGAAGGAGCGUCUCCCCUCGGUCCUUGAAAAUGAACGAACCCUUAGGUGUUUUCUUUGGCAGUACGUCUCCUCCCUUUCCUCUGGCCCCUCAUACAGACACUCUGUCCCUUAAUCUUAAUUUAUGUCCUCUUUGACGUCUACAGCUGUGUGAAAAAGGCAUCAUUACAGUAGAUGGUGUGUGAAUAGGCUGCUAAUUUUUUUUAUUCACCCAAUUUUUAUAUCUACAGCUGUGAUGAUGCUCUCCCAAAUCUUUUUAAGGUUUUUGCUCCGACAGCUGUCUUUAGAGUUGAUUUAAUAAUCAUCAUCUUUCUGGAGGAUCGUCCUCCAUUUGGGCCCCUUUUUAUCGUUCUCUACUCUUUUAAGGUACGUCCACAACAACAACGAUAACUAUAUAACUAAACGCAGCUAAAAUCUGAUGGGUUUUGAUUGGCUGUUGCUCUGAAAUCGCUCUGAAAGUGAAUCCCAACGAUAUCGUUCGCCACUGUUGUUGUAGUCGUGGCGUUGACUCAGCCAUCUACUUGAGUUUAAAACGAUGUAUUUAUAGUUAUCGUUCUCGGUGUGGACGUCCCGUUUGUGAACAAAUAUGUGUGUAUAUAUUUUCAAGAGGACAGUUAAGUAGAUGAAACCGAUCUGCCUUACUUUGAUGGAUGUUUCUUUCACAUUAAAUGCUGAGGGAAUAAUGCAGAAGCACUUUAAAUAUUUGGAGCACUCCAAAUGGAAAUGAUUAGAUACUUGGUAUCAGCUUUCCCCCAUUUCGAUCAGUUACAUGAUCUCGUUUUUCGUUUUUUGCAUUCCUGAAUGGUAACAUUUAUAGCCUGUAGAUUUUAAGAUAUUUUUCUUGACCAAAGACAGUUUCAUAGGUUUGACUUGAAAAAACAAUUAAUGUAUUUUGAAUACAGAUGUUUUAAAAAUGGAGAAAAUUCUAUAUAUAUAUAUAUAUAUAUAUUUGGUUUCUGUGUAUGUCUUUUGCUAACAUGUCCUUUUACUUUUUAAGGCGAGCAGACUGCAUGCGUUCAGUGUGGAGUCCUGAUAGCACAUGAUUGUGUUGUGUUUCCCUGUGAUUGUGAAUCGUAUCGGUACGGUGUACGUCAGAUCUGUCGUGUUGAGAGCAUCGCAACAUAUCUGUAGUGGCUUAUGUAAGAAAUGAUGGAGGAACCGCUGAGAGGAAUCAAUCAGAAUAACAAAUUACCCCCCCCCCCGUCAUCCCUGAAUUAGUCCAGACAAUCGCGGCAACCAACAAACAUAUUGUUCUUUUACUUUUUCCGAACCUGCAGCCCUCCAGCUGUUGUACUUGAUGGUUUUAGAGAAUUUGUUUGAAAUGUGGCACUCUGUGGCUUUAGAGUUAAAAGUUAUUCACAAAGUUAAGUCACAGGAAUCAUUCAAAACAGUCAAGAAAAGUCUGUGUUGUAAGGAAAAAGUGACUCCUAUCCUGACACAUUUUGAUCCUAACAAUCAUAUCUCUGCAGAAGUACAGUAAUAGAGUGCUCCAGAGAUGACGUAUUUUUGUAGGCCAACCAGGAAGUUAGCAUCACCCUGGUUCCCUCAACAAAAAGCCAAUGGGAUUGUUCCAUUGGGUUUUGGAUUAUUGCAGAAAAUAAGCUCUGUGGCAAACAAACGUUUAUGAUACUUACAUGUUUUGUUCAGUAAAAUAAUCUCCAUGAAUGAACAACACUUAUGAUUUUUGAAGCUUGAAUGCAAUCGCCAGAAGUAAAAAGUUAGGCUAUAAACGAACUACACUUUACGUCACCACCGCUAAGCUAAAGGUGGACGAGUCGGUGUGAUGACGUUCAGUAGUCUCAUUUGGCCACUUGUUAGCAACCGCCUUUUUUAAGACACAUAAAAGCUUCAAAAUUCACGAAUGGGAUAUUUACUGACAUAUUUUAUAUUGUAGAAUGAAACGUUCAAAUCUCUUUAACUUGUGUUAACCACAGACCUUAUUUCAGGCAUCUAACUAAAAACCCAUUAAAGAAAAACCAUUGACUUCCAGACGAGGGAAGCGGAUGUGCUAAAAUGCUAUCUCAUUUCCGGGUUUUAGGACUCAUUCCUGCAGCACUCUAUAGAACAUAGCCUAUGAGAUGUCAAAAUUAACUAUAAAUGCAAGUUAUCAGAGCCCAACAUAAACACUUUUUUCCCCUGUUUGUCAAACAGAAUUCAAUUAAUUAUAUGAAACUGAUACAAGCAACCAAAUCCUCAAAAUUUGAAGAUCUAAACCAGCAACGUUUUUUACUGAUUAAUAUUCUGUCAGUCGACUUAUUGAUGAAUCAACAAAUCAUUUUUGCGCUGGAGAAAACUGAUGAACAAUCAAACUUUGAUUCAAUUCUGGUUUUGUCUUUUUUGUUUUUGCCCAUUUGAACAAUGAAGUCUUGAAAAGAAACAAAAGAAACUUGAAUUCAUUUUAACAACAAAAGAACAUUUAAUGCUGAUAAUACAGGGUGUAUUUUUUUUUGCCUGUGGACUUAAGUUGUUUUGUCUUUGGUCCGUCAUAUAUUUCUAACAUGCAUGUCUUGUGUAUUUAACAAUAUAUUUUUCUAGGAAAAUGUUUUUGUAUCUUUUUUUUUUUUUUUUUUAAAACACUGAUUUAAUGUGUUGGUACGGCACCACCUUGUUUGUCUGCAGCUUUUGUUUUUGUCUGUGAGGUGUUCCCUUUACUCACUGUGUGUGUGGUUGUAGCUGCUGCUUAACGCCGUCUUACUGCAGUGACUGUUGUGUGUUAACAUCCCACAGAGCUGCAGCUGGCAACGUCCACAUGCAGGUUGUAAGUGAAUGAACUGCCCAAUCAGAGCCAAAAUACAACUGUCAAAUAAUUGAUUUUAAGAAAUUGAUUAUUGGAUGAUACUUGUGAAAAGUUGGACAAGUGAUAAAACAAAUGACUAAAUUUCAACAACAACAUGUGGAUCUUAACUAAUCACAGUUAAUGUUUUAUACUGUAUCAGCUUGCAUGUCAGCUCCACAGGGCCAGUAAACUAGCGGUUGUUUGCUCAUUUUCAUAUGAAGGUGAACAUGUUCUUCAUCCACUUUGUCACUGAAUUAUGCUUUUAUCUGCUUUUAAUAAGGGAUGUUUUUUUUUCUUCCUAUUUUGUUUUUCCAUGUCCGCACAAAAUAAAAACAAUCCUUGUCAGCAUGUGGAUGAGAUGCUCGUGGAAAUGCGUGCAGUGGCCUGGUAGUAAUCUCGUAUCAUGAUGAGGGAAAAGUCCAGGUUAUGCAAGAACAAAAAAUUGAUUUCAGGGUCUGUGAAUCAAGUUUACUUUAAAAGCACGGCACUGUACAACUUUCUUUUCAGUUACAGGCGCAAAACAAUCUGCCAAUCAACUCCCAUCUGUUCUGUAAGAGCCGUGUCACAGAGCAUGACCACAAAUAAAUCUGUUUUGAUGUUUUUCUUCCUGUCCAGCGUAUGUUCACAUCUCCAGCUCAUUUCUUCUGAAUGUCUCCAUACUGCUUCGGUACAAUGUCUGUUCUUUUUUAUACACAUUAAAUAUUUUUAUUUUCCAUA
Messenger RNA from Sebastes umbrosus (honeycomb rockfish), 6279 nucleotides. RefSeq names its product RAS p21 protein activator 2 (gene rasa2). The coding region runs from base 141 to 2612 and encodes 823 amino acids. Lineage: Eukaryota; Metazoa; Chordata; Actinopteri; Perciformes; Sebastidae. The record is from RefSeq and is a predicted model, not a curated record. Gene Ontology annotation, biological process: intracellular signal transduction; regulation of GTPase activity. The transcript is spliced from 24 exons.